AUGAUGUUGCCCCUCGGAAAACUCAAGAUUGAUCUGUUGGAGCAGCUUUUACCUCAACCGGAUCGGGACACUCGCGUCAUUGUUGGACCGAAAAUUGGGGAGGACGCUGCUGUAAUAGACUUUGGCGAAUCGUAUCUGGUUGCUAAAACGGAUCCGAUUACCUUUGCAACCGAUGAGAUUGGCUGGUAUCUUAUCUGCGUCAACAGCAACGAUAUUGCAACCAUGGGGGCGGUUCCAAAGUGGUUGUUGACGACGAUUCUUCUACCGGAAAACCGGACGACCGAAGCAUCGGUGCGCCGUAUCAUGGAACAGAUUAACACUGCGUGUAAUCAUUUUGGCAUUACACUGUGCGGCGGACAUACUGAAAUUACUUACGGUUUAGACCGACCAAUUGUCAUUGGGCAAAUGCUCGGCGAAGUCGGGAAGGACAAGCUAAUCGUUUCAUCGGGGGCGCAAGCGGGGGAUGAUCUAAUAUUGACGAAAGGGCUUGGCAUUGAAGCCACGUCAAUCAUCGCCCGCGAGUGUGAAGCCGAUCUAUUGGCGAAGUUUUCUCCCACUUUUCUGAAUCGAGCAAAACAGUAUUUGACCUCACCGGGAAUUUCAGUGCUGGAAGAGGCACUGAUUGCUGUUGAAACGGGUGGUGUCCACGCAAUGCACGAUCCAACGGAAGGCGGCGUCGCGACAGCCAUCCACGAGCUUGCACAUGCUGCGAACUUGGGGGUGGUUGUCUGGCAAGAUGCGCUACUCAUAUCGGAUGAGACAGCGCGACUUUGUCAUGAGUUGAAUCUGAAUCCGCUAGGAGUUAUCUCCUCUGGUGCGUUGCUGAUUGCGGCGGACCCCACGAAAAGCAACGAGAUCGUGUCGGCGAUUACUGAACGCAAUAUCCCCUGUCAAAUUAUCGGCCAGUUGCUACCGCCGGAGAGCGGUUGCUGGCUUGAGGUGGAUAGCCAACGUUGUCCACUCCCUAUUUUUGAGACGGACGAGAUUACGAAGGUCUUUAGUGAGUGA
This is a messenger RNA of Geodia barretti, 1008 nucleotides long. NCBI's taxonomy places the organism in Eukaryota, Metazoa, Porifera, Demospongiae, Tetractinellida, Geodiidae. The record is from the annotation of a GenBank genome assembly.